CUUGGUUUCACUUUGCACUUCGGAACAUCUCCGUCUUCCAUAAAGGCGCUGGUGCAGGUGCUCUGUCUCUUCGGGGGAGGAGGAUGCCAUAGGAAGGACGGGCAGAGGGGUACAAAAAAAUGAAGGAAAACGCAGAGAGAGGAGAGCACAGGAUAUGAUAUAAGCAGGGUAUCAGUCUGGAAACGGAGGAAGCUGAAUAUGAAAGAUUUAUUGAAAGGGGCACUUUGAGCUAUUAUUCCUGGUUGGCAAUAGUACUAUGAUUUGGUAUGUGGCCACUUUGAUAGCAAGUGUUUUCAGCACCCGAGGAACGGCAGCUCAAGGUGCCCACGGAGUGAGAGAGGAGCCCCAGUUUGUGACGGCCCGUGCAGGAGAGAGCGUUGUUUUGGGAUGUGACGUGAGCCACCCCCUUAACGGCCAGCAGACUCCCUAUGUUGUGGAGUGGUUCAAAUUCGGUGUGCCUAUUCCCUUCUUCAUCAACUUCCGCUUCUACCCUCCUCAUGUGGACCCUGAGUACGCCGGGAGAGCCAGCCUGCAUGGCAAAGCAUCUCUGCAGAUCGAGCAGGUGCGCUCUGAAGACCAGGGCUGGUACGAGUGCAGGGUCCUCAUGCUGGAGCAACAGUACGAUACCUUCCACAACGGCAGCUGGGUUCACCUUACAGUUAACGCGCCCCCUACGUUCUCGGACACGCCGCCGCAGUAUGUGGAGGCAAGGGAGGGUGGAAGCAUCACUCUGACCUGCACUGCCUUCGGGAACCCCAAACCGGUGGUGACCUGGCUGAGAGAGGGGGAUCAGCUGACCAGCACCCGGAAAUACACGGUGAGUGACGGCAGUCUGACGGUACAGGCCAUCACCCGGGAGGACCGAGGGGCCUACAGCUGCCGUGCCCACAGUGACCAGGGGGAGGCACUACAUACCACCCGCCUACUGGUGCAAGGUCCUCCAUACAUUGUGACACCACCUGAAAACAUCACUGUUAACAUAUCCCAGAAUGCCCAAUUCACGUGCCAAGCAGAGGCGUAUCCUGGCAACCUGACCUACACCUGGUACUGGGAGGAGGACAACGUCUACUUUAAAAAUGAUCUGAAGCUUCGUGUGCGCAUCUUCAUUGACGGAACCCUCAUUAUCUACAGAGUGAAGCCAGAGGAUGCUGGGAAAUACACCUGCAGCCCCAGUAACAGCCUGGGCAUCUCCCCCUCCGCUUCAGCUUACCUGACCGUGCAAUACCCUGCCCGUGUUGUGAACAUGCCACCUGUCAUCUAUGUCCCAAGAAAGUUGUCAGGAAUCAUUCGCUGCCCAGUGGAUGCCAACCCCCCUGUUACGUCAGUCAGAUGGGAGAAAGAUGGGUACCCCCUCAGAAUUGAGAAGUAUCCUGGAUGGAGCCAAAUGACAGAUGGAAGCAUUCGGGUGGCAGAGGUCACUGAAGACUCCCUUGGCACCUACACCUGUGUGCCUUACAAUGUCCUAGGUACCAUGGGACAGUCCCCUCCGGCCACUCUGGUGCUAAAGGACCCCCCUUACUUCAAUGUGAGGCCCGGGGGGGAGUACCGUCAGGAGGCGGGAAGAGAGCUGGUUAUCCCCUGUGCUGCUUCUGGAGACCCUGAGAUUCCAACCAUACAGUGGAGAAAGGUUGGGAAGCCCAGCAGAAGUAAACACAACCUCUUACCAAGUGGUAGCUUACAGUUUGUCUCUUUGAGCAAAGAGGAUCAUGGGGAGUGGGAAUGUGUUGCCACCAAUGUCGUAACAAGCAUCACUGCCAGCACACGCCUUUUUGUAAUAGGCACUAGUCCACAUGCGCCAACUAAUGUCCACGUGUCAGCGUCCACAAGCUCUGCUAACGUUUCCUGGGAACCUGGAUAUGACGGAGGAUUUGAACAGACGUUCUCGGUUUGGUACGGCCCGGUAAAAGUGAAGAAUGACGUAGGAACCCAUGAUUGGCUUUCCAUACCUGUGCCCGGCUCUCAGAUGUGGUUAGUGGUUCAGGGGUUGGAGCCAAAGACUGCCUAUCAAUUCAGUGUGCUGGCCCAGAACAAACUGGGCACCGGCCCCUUCAGUGAGGUAGUCACUGUGACUACAGGAGGGUACCCUAUUAGUACCCCUGAACCACUGGUGCUUCUAACUCCACCACGGUGCCUCACAGCCAACCGGACACAGCAGGGUGUAUUGUUAACAUGGCUUCCUCCAGCCAAUCACACUUCACCAAUUGACCGAUACGUCAUCGAAUUUCGUCUUGGAGAAAAGUGGGAGGUUCUGGAUGACUUGAUUCCUGCCACUGAGACUGAGAUUAUAGCAAGAGAUCUUAUUCAGGACUCUUGGUAUGAAUUCCGAGCACUAGCUAUAAUGGAUGAUCUUGUCAGUGAGAGCAGUAAUGUGGUGGGAGUGUCAAGCACAGACCCCUUCCCUCCCACAGAGAUCUCAGACGAAGGGCUGGCCAAGCCAGUAGUGGCCGGCAUCGUGGCCACCAUCUGUUUCUUGGCAGCUGCCAUCCUCUUCAGCACGCUUGCUGCAUGUUUCGUCAACAAGCAACAUCGUCGCAAGCUCAAACGCAAGCGAGACCCACCACUAUCGAUUACGCACACAAGGAAAAGCAUCGAAUCUCCGCCUCCUCUUACCCCCUUGCCUGGCAUUGAGCCCUACUGGGAAGAGCCAGACAGGAGCAGCUACAGGCCCCCAUCCACCAGCCCUCAGCUUUCCUCUGGGAAGAUCAGUCCUGAGAGCAUCGCUUCAUCCCGGCCCCCAUCUCUGGCCAGUGUGGGUGGUCAUGGUCUUUACGUUAAGAAGUUGCCAAGCCCCAGGAAAGAGAAAGAGCUUUCCCUCUAUAAGAAAACCAAGAGAGCAAUAACCAGUAAGAAGUACAGCGUGUCCAAGCACGAGGCUGAGGUCACCACGCCCAUCGAGCUGAUCAGCCGUGGACCUGAUGGCCGAUUCGUCAUGGACCCCAAUGACAUCGACUCAUCCCUCAAGCCCAGACGCAUUGAGGGUUUUCCUUUUGUGGAGGAAUCAGACUUGUAUCCUGAGUUCCGCCAAUCAGAUGAGGAGAAUGAUGACCCAGGGCCCCUACCCCCAGUCAUGGCCACCCUCAGGCCCCAGAUUUCCCCUGUGUCCUCCAGCCAGGAGUCCUACAUGCAGCCCCCAGCCUACAGUCCCCGGUUCCAGAGGCCAAUGGAAGGUAUGAGCAUCUCGGAGGGUAGUCGGCUUCAGGCCACAGGGCAGAGCCGGGUCUCCCAUUUUCACAGGGUCUUCCCUCCAGGCCCCUUCUAUGGCUAUAUAGGUAGUGGUGCUGAAGUGGAGCUUCACCCUCCGUUUUACAUGCCUGAUGUUAGCCCACGUAGCUCUGCCAUGUCCUCCUCACCUUCAUACCCCCCUGAGGGGCCGUUUCGCCAUCCCACCAUCCCAGAGGAGAGGGAGGAGCUGAGGAUCCAUCAGUAUGGUGCCUCCGGCCACGCCCUCCCUCUGGUGCAUAGCCCUCCCUCCUCUCGCUCGACCGAGAUCUGGCAGCCUCCUGAUUUCCCCUUUCUGGGUCAGGAGGGUCCCCGUCUCGCACUUCCACCUCGUCAUUCCUCAUAUCUCCACCGGGACCUCCCCGAGCCCCCACCAUACCCCUCCCAUAGUCGCACAGUUAGCACCACCUCUCAGCUCCCUUCAAGCUCUGCUUUCCUCCAGCUGGAGGCCCCUAGAACCCACCUGAGCAGAUCUCCCGGCAGGUUCCCGCCUCAGGGCCCUUCAGCCAAGCAUAUAACUAUGCAACAGGCCCAGACUCUGGGGCAGUUGAGACACACUGCCCAUGGUAUGGGUGUACCAGUGUUGCCUUACUCAGGCGCCACGACCCGCAUGGGGAGCCCAAGCACACUGCACAGUGAGAGCUCGGACGGCUGGAGGUCUGAGGCCCAGCCUUGGAUGAGCCCCAGGGCAGCUCGAAAGAUGGAUCUCGGCCUGCAGCAAGUGGUCCUGCAGCCGUCACGACUCUCCCCUCUGACCCAGACACCUCCUAGCUCACAUGCCGGCUCUCCAGACAUUCUCGUCCGCCCUCCUCCCCGCCCCAGCAUCCUGCGGUCUUCCCGCUCUCAAGAGAUGCCCGAGAGUGCCCGUCACCCUGCCAGUGUCUCCUUCUCCCGAAGGUCUCUCUCCUCUUCCCCUGCCACUUCACCUACCCAAGGCCAGAGCGGCCAACGGCCAAGCCUCAGCUACCGUGCCCACAUGGCCUUUGCCACAGCCGCGGCCAGCUACCCCUCCCAGUCCCCUUCACCCCCUGCGGAGAGCAGUGAUGCUUUCGGCCAGAUGCCAUCUCAGAGAAGGACAGAUGAGGAGAUGCUCCCCUCAGAACCCUCUCCAGGGGAGCAUCUAGGUGCAGUCAGAGUCCCUGCAGGGUCUGAGAGUUUUGAAGCACUGAUUAAUUAUUGUAUUAAUAAAGCCAAGAAAUCAUCAGCCAACAAGAACAACAACUCCAGAUUCAAGAAAAGGACAGAUAUGUCCACCUCUCAGACCCAGCAGCCUCAUGCAUCUCAGGCCUCUGUGCAAAGAGAACAUCUCAGCUCUCCCUCAAAGAAAAAGUGGAAAAGUACACUUAGAAAGCACCCCUGUCUCCAUCUGUCCUCUCUGCUGCGUUGGCUUCACCCGAGAGAAGACAGAAAAUUCCUCCUGGCCAGUAUGGACCCUGUCUCUUCAAACUAUGGAUCUCUCCUCUGAGAGACCCUCAGACUUAUCUAGUGGGGCAGAUCAUCUUCUUGUCCAUUCGCAAAAAUGUACAAUGGACAAGCUCUCAGUACUGUUUUAUAAUCAGUCGAAACUAGAUAUGAUUUAUUAUGUUCUUCAGUUGGCACAAUAUACUACACAUAUCUGUAUUUUCUGUAAAUUUACAAAAAGGAAAAACGUACCGGGGUACUCCUUUAGAAGACACAGAAAAGAACAGGACAAAAGCUUUUUGUUUACUAAUAAAAGAAAAUAGCAUUCCAUUACAUGCUAGGAAAAAAAAUUGCUGGCUACUUUUUUGUCAAAACAUUGUCAGAACUGUGUAUAUUGUGAAGGAUAGAGUUAAAUGCUCUGUGUAAAUAUGUCUCUUAAGACGUGAUAGUUACUACAGGGUUUCUUUUCUUCCUUCUACAUAAUAUACCUCAAAAAAGAGAGAGAAAAGGAAUAAAUAUUUGAAAAAAAAAUAUUUCAGCACUUCUACCAUAUUUUGUGCAAGCUAGCAAAUGUCAGUUUGGAUGACAUAUGUUGUAUCCGUUGUUGCAAAGCUUUGACGACAUUACAGAACCUGAGGGAAGCCCAAAAAUAAUUUAUUUGUUAAAAAAUAUUAACCACGAAGAAUAAAGCACAGAAUAUCAUGGAAAUUGUAAGCUUGAAAAGAAUGGCUGCCAUAUUAGACCGGUCCUGCAUCAGUGUUUGAACUUUUUUUGAAUUUUCUGCAGAUGCAACCAAAAACACGCUUUAUUUAUUUUUCAACUAAUUGAUUUUAUUUUUGACAAAAAAUUUGGGACAGCUUUAAGGCACUUUUUAUAUGCGGUCGAUGGUAAAAUUAGUCCCAGCUGAAAAAAAUUUUUUUUUGAAAUGACAUAAAUGUAGUAUUUCAAUUGAAGUAGAAUUAUUUGGUCCUUGUCUUGCACAAAUGUAGUUAGAAGUGGUGAAAUGCAAUAUUAAUCUUUCUGUCACUUCCUUGAAGUAAAAUUUGUUACGUGUUGCUUUUGACAAACAGUAAACAAAGGAAGUACAGUAGAUAUUGUGCAGACUAACGAAGACAUCAACAUAACAUAGGUAGGUAGGUGAAAUAGUCCAUAUUCUAAUCAGUGAAAAAAGACCUACAAAAGUGAACCUCAAAAAGUAGCUUGACCUUUUCUGAAAACAACUGUAUUGUAAUCUUUACUACUUGUCAUCCAUCACAGCUCAUCUGAAGACAUAGCAAAGUUUGUGUUAUUUGAAUUAAUGAUGAGUUUAGUAUUUCCUGAAGGAUGUUUAUCGUCUCUAGAGUUCACUAACAGCUGCUGAUCUGCUACCUACAGUGAAAGCUAAUCGAGCGUGUGCUAGUUUAGUUUAACCGAUGGUGAAUGUAUGAUUUGCUCUUAGAAGAUCAGAUUUAUCUGACUAUUUUCAAUGUGAUGUUUUUUCUCUUAGAGCUUGUUUACUUGCCAAUGCGAUCAACUCCAAAAUGAAUCUUCUUCUCCAGAUGAAAAUUAUUAAGUGAAUGACAUCUCAUGCAGUACUUGAAUAAGGCUGGAAGCACGAAACACUGGGAUUGAAUUUCUGUGUAUAAAGAUUUGUAGUAGCCAUUUUGAGUUUGGAUAAGAGUUGACUUGAGUGCCCAAAGGGCUGUUUACUUUGUCUUAUCUUUCCCUCCUUUAUUUUAAGCUAUCAUCGACAUGAAAAUGAACGCUCAAACAUCUCACAGUAGCUAUUUGAGCUAUUCAGCAGACUCCAUUGCUAAUUUCUAUGUACGUCUUCGUCAUAACUAAUGUUCUUGUUUCAAAUCAUAAGGCUGCUUUAAUGGUGUAGUCUCUGAAAGGAAAAGGGGCAGUGUUUAUUUUUAGAUAUUCUUACUUACCUGCCUUGAUUUAGCUGUCAGGAGAGAAGUGAUAAACCUAGACAUAACUCUGUUUUUUGCUACGUGUCUUGUCAAGAACUCAUAAGUCCUACAACAACCACAUAAUGUUUACAUGAUCUAGAAAUAUAACGUGCAAAGAUGUAGGCACAUUGUACACAUUAUGACUUGGUGCUAUGUCUUUUUGAACUCGUGGUGCUGUGGUUCAGAGGUUAACACACAAACUCACGCACAGUCCUCUGUCUUUAACUAACCUUACUUAGCUCCGUCGUGAUUUCCGUUGUCAAGUUUUCCUUGUGAGUAGGACCGCAAGCAAUAAAACCUCUCUCACGUGGCAGGUCCUAUCUUUCAGUACGAAAAGGUGUUAAAUACAGUUCGGCUUUGACAUUCAGUGUGUGCUUACGUUAUCGCGUGAACGCGUUUGCUGCCUCCAUGAAUAAAAAAAAAAAGCCCGCGUAUUUAGAACUAGCCAGUUUUGAGGAGGCAGCAUAUCAAUGUAAAAUCCAUGAAAUGUACACACGGUAUAGUAGUAAGUUUUUCGUUUAGCAUGGAAAGAGCCUGAUAACUCAAGCAGGUGGCGGUCUGACGCGACAUUUCUGUUAUUUAGUGUUUUUCUUGGACAAGUGGAGCGAUGCAUCCUCACAUAAAGCUGUCAGGCUGAAUAAGCUGGAGGUCGCGGUAUAUCUGUGGAUGGUGAUUGACGGCAUUUUAUUCAGCUCCUCUGUUCUUGGAAGGGAGAACCCGACUAGACUGAAAAAAGCUUCUCUUGGUAUUGAAUAUAUAUAUGAUACUGUACAGGUAGACACGCCCCCUUUUUGCUUCUAUAAGAGAGGGCUCAUUUGCAGGAAGUGUCAUAUCAACUUUUUGAUUGCCUGUAAUCAGUUUUGUGCUUACUACUUCUUAUGGUGCUUCGUGAAACUUUAUUUUCCUUGAUUUGUUAAUUGAACAGAACUAACCUUACAUAAUCAAGAUCACUCUUUCGGACCUGUCUGUCUCGUUUCAGAUAAUGUAGGCCUACAACUUUUUUGUUCUUGAUUUUUUUGCUGUUCAUAUUAACCAGCACUGAAAACCUAGAAUGUAAUACUGCAUUAUGCACUAAUUUACGACUGUUUUAACAUUAAACCUCAUACUUAGAGCUUAUUGGAAGCAUAUUUCAAAUUGCAUUUUUGUGUGCUUUUGAAUUUGUGUUGUAUAUUGUUUACAGAUUCUGAUUUAAUGAUGUGUUCUGGGCAAACAUUGUUCUUUCUUUCUGAUCAUCCUAUACAAGAAAUGUUUUAGAGACUGUUCUUGUGUGAAGAAGAAGAAGAAAAAAAUCACUAAUUAUUUGUUCUUUUCUUUGAGAUGUAUUUGAUUGACUGAUUGAAUGAUUGAUCAGAGGCUUCUUUUGUUAAGUAAUCUCAUUUAUUUCAGGUAUUAUUCUUAAAAAGUAUGGUGCUGUACCAAAGCCUUAUGUACAAUAUUAUUAUGAUGUAAUGUUUGAUUCUUCUGCCACUGCUAAGGAAUUCUCCAAGAAAUUGCUAGACAACUCUGAUUAUCAAACAAGGUGCAGUGUGCCUCAAUAUCUUCUCGUCCUUGAUUAGUACAGAACAGUAUUUUUUCAUGGGCGUUCUCCACAUACUCAGAUCUUAAGAUAUGGUGCCUGGAGUGUCUUCAUGCUGCUAGGAGUAAAUGUUAACGAUGUUUCGUAUCUGUACUACCAACUUAUGACAUUGACCUCCACAAUAACUCAGCUGGACACUUUGAUUCAGCAUCUUGAUUUUAAAAGGGAACAACCCUGCAGUAAGCAAUGGCAUUUUUAAAGAAUAAAGGAUAUUGCAUUGUUAUAUUAUUUUUAUUCUAUUGUUUUGAUCAUUAUUUUCUUGCAUUAUUUUCUAGGAUAAGACCCUAAUCAAAAAGAAUAUGCUACCCUGACAAAUGAAUUGUCCUUGAGAGUUACAUCAGUACCAGACCUGGGAAUGAAACAUAGAGUGUUAAAUGUGUGUAUGUGUGUGUAUGUCUGCGUGCUGUCUUCAACAGCCCAAUUGAAGUUCUGUAUAGUGGAGCCGUUCAAUUUGCAUUGUUUACAUCACCAGAUGCCCAGAUAUGCACAUUUUGGCAAGCUCUAUUAGGUUGACAUUUUCCAACGCUUUGGUCCAUGUAAUAACCCCGUAAAACUUUUUGUAUUUUGAUAUAAUAAAAAAAUAUAUGAGAGUG
Danio rerio (zebrafish) is the source of this 8723-nucleotide messenger RNA. The record is from RefSeq and is a predicted model, not a curated record. NCBI's taxonomy places the organism in Eukaryota, Metazoa, Chordata, Actinopteri, Cypriniformes, Danionidae.